Tricharina praecox is the source of this 1916-nucleotide messenger RNA. RefSeq names its product UROD/MetE-like protein. Gene Ontology annotation, molecular function: zinc ion binding; 5-methyltetrahydropteroyltriglutamate-homocysteine S-methyltransferase activity. The transcript is spliced from 12 exons. NCBI's taxonomy places the organism in Eukaryota, Fungi, Ascomycota, Pezizomycetes, Pezizales, Pyronemataceae. The coding region runs from base 428 to 1615 and encodes 395 amino acids. The record is from RefSeq and is a predicted model, not a curated record.
GAUGUCUCCACUGAUGGCCGAGGUCAACCGUUAGUCAGUCUUCACCGCCGCGAUCCCCAUCCCAUCCCAUCCCAUCCCAUCCAGUCAAAUGCAAUUAAAUCUGAUAUAUACCCCGCUGUGCCCAUCCGGUUUGCGACCAUAGCACAACGGUAGCAGUAGCCACCCCCGCGCCGGCAGCUCAGAUGCAUGAGAUACCGAAGGCGACUUAUUCGGGAAGGAAGGAGGGGGGACAUGGGGACAAUGGACUUAGUGCCACGAUGUGCGGGGCAUCUGUGUCUGUUCCUGCCUGCAGUUGUUCUGGCUCUCAGAGGAAGCCCUUAAAGCCUCCGCUGUCCCCCCGCCGCCUUGCAGUCCCACCCUUUCCCUUCGUCCUUUCCUCUCGUCCUUUCCUGUCUCGCCCCUACCAAUCCAGCGCCCCACGAUCACGAUGUCUACCCCGAAAUUGAACCCUCCAUUCAAGGCCGAGCACUUGGGCUCGCUGUUGCGUCCCGACUACCUUCUUGCUGCUCGCAAGCAGUUUGACAAGAAGGAAUUGAGCGCUGCAGAACUGAAGGAUCAUGAGGACAGGGCCAUUUCAGAGGCUGUUAAGAUGCAGAAGGAGGUUGGGCUGAAGGGUCUGACCGACGGAGAGUACAGACGUCACAUGUUCUACGAUGGCUUCUUCGAGCACCUCGAAGGCUUCACUGAGGUCGAUGCUCCUCCUCGGGAAAUCUUCAAGUUGUACGUACCCGAUAUUGCAGCUUUCCUCGCCGAGAACACCAAGCCGGCCGCAACCACACUCUGCACUGGCAAGAUCAAGCACGUCAAGAGCGGAUACCUUCCCCAGUUCGAGGAGCUCAAGAAGUUCGUUGAUCCUGAGGAUAUCCCAAACAUCAAAAUGACUUUGGCUGCUCCUGAAUGGUUCCAUUUGCGUCACGGUCAACAUGCCUACAGCAAAGAUGUGUACAGCAACGAUGAAGAACAUUUCAACGACAUUGCCGCUGCAUACCGUACCGAGCUUGACAUUCUGUACAAGGCUGGCGUUCGCAAUGUCCAGAUUGACGAUCCUCUGUUGGCUUACUUCUGCGACGAGAACAUGUUGAAGGGAAUGAAGGCGGAUGGCGAAGACCCAGCGGAGAGACUUGAUGCCUACAUCCGCCUCUACAACAACUGCCUGCGUGACCGCGCCACCAACUGCCCAGAUCUGGUUGUUGGCCUUCACUUGUGCAGAGGAAAUUUCCGGCACUCGAUCCAUUUCUCGGAGGGUGGCUACGAGCACAUCGCCGUGAAGCUCUUCAACGAGAUCAACGUUGACACCUAUUACCUGGAGUACGACACGGAGAGAGCCGGAUCCUUCGAGGCGCUCAAGCACCUCCCCAAAAACAAGUCCAUCGUCCUCGGUCUCAUCACCUCCAAAUUCCCGGAGUUGGAGAACAUCGACGACCUGCAGAAGCGUGUCCAGGAGGCGGCCAAGAUCAUCGCUUCUGGAAGUGAAGAGACCGAAGAGGAGGCCAUGAAGAGAAUCUGUGUUUCUCCUCAGUGCGGGUUCGCAUCGCAUGAAGAGGGCAACCUCCUCGGCCACGACGAUAUGAAGAAGAAGCUUGCCCUUGUCGUUGAGCUGGCCCAGAAGAUCUAGAUAUCUUGAGAUGGGAGGAACCUCGGCGCGGAAAUUUCUUUACAUAACUUUCAAAAGUCCUUGGUUUGAUUCUAGGUUUAAUUCCAAAUACAAUCAUGAGUGUGGAUGGAGGAAAUAAAUGCAUACUCGCAACAAAUCGGACCGCUGUGAUCCAAGAGUGCAUGCAAGUGCUUAGUUACUCUAUGUAUGACGGAAUUGCGCAGAAAAAGCAACGUCGUGUCAGGGGGUCCAAUGCGGCUCCAGGUUCUGGCGAGUUGAGGGAUGGGGAUCUUUACAGGUACUCUACAUGCAUAUCUACAUG